Messenger RNA from Danaus chrysippus (African queen), 879 nucleotides. NCBI's taxonomy places the organism in Eukaryota, Metazoa, Arthropoda, Insecta, Lepidoptera, Nymphalidae. The record is from the annotation of a GenBank genome assembly.
AUGUCUGUCCUCUUUAAGUUUUUAGAAGAACAAGAGGGGCCACACUCGACGUUACCAGACGACGAGUUCUACGAUGCUGUUGAGACAGGCUUCGACAAGAUGGAGGAGGAGCGGUGUGCGAGGGUCGCGCCCCCAGCGGAGCACACCAGGGAUGAGGUGGAACUGCCACCGCCGGCUGUUGAUAACAGGCUCACCGUGCAUACACUAUGGCCAGAGAUCGAUAGGAUAUCCACAGAACAAAUACAGGCAGCGUUCGAGGGUGUCGGAGGUCAGAUAGGAUGGCAGCUGUUCGCUGAGGAAGGUGAUAUGAGGAUGUAUAGGAGAGAAGUAGAAGUUGAUGGUAUGGUAAUGGAUCCAUUGAAGGCGAUGCACAAGGUACGAGGAGUAUCAGCUCGGGAGAUGUGCCAUUACUUCUUCAAUCCGAGAUACAGAUACGAAUGGGAAACCACACUAGAGAAUAUGAAUAUAGUGGAAGCGAUUUCCAGCGACGCUAUAGUAUUCCACCAGACAUUCAAGCGUAUAUGGCCGGCUUCACAAAGGGAUGCUUUGUUCUGGUCGCACGUUAGAUCCGCGCCGCAACACACGUACGCUGUAACAAAUCACUCCACAACCAAUGAACGAUAUCCGGCAAACUCUGGUGCUUGUAUACGUCUGAUAGUGACGGUGUGUCUCGCGUGCCGCAGCGAGUGGCCUCCGGGGCAGCAACCCUCCAGGGAUAACAUCACCACCAGCAUCGCGUAUUGUAGUACAGUGAACCCCGGCGGCUGGGCGCCAGCGGGCGUGCUUCGAGCGGUCUAUAAACGAGAAUACCCCAAGUUCCUUAAACGGUUCACGAGCUACGUGCUCGAGCAGUGCCGGGAUAAACCGCUACUCUUGUAG